Messenger RNA from Paramecium octaurelia, 947 nucleotides. Lineage: Eukaryota; Ciliophora; Oligohymenophorea; Peniculida; Parameciidae. The record is from the annotation of a GenBank genome assembly.
AUGAAAUAUUCUUAUUAGCAAUCUCUUCAACAUAUGCUUAUUCCAUACAUCAUAAGUGGAGUAUUAUGGUAAAUUUGUUCAAUCUAUUAAAGGAUUCCCCUUUCGAAAUUUGUCGAAACCUUCUACCAGGAUUAAUUGAUCUCUUAAUUCAUUGUUGAUCUCAUAGCAACUUUUAUUGUUUUUGUUUAAUCCAUAUUAAUCAAGUAAGUCAUUCAAACUUAUUAUACUUAGAAAUUCCUCUAUUUAUGAUCCCUACUGGCAUAUAAUCCCUAUGUAUUUUACAGCAUAUUGGUGUUUUGAUUGUAAAACAUGGUGGCCAAUCCUAGUUUGCUUUUUUUAUUGCAUAAAGCAAGACAUAAGUUAUUUUAGAUUUUGGCCAGGUAAAUUGCUUUAUCUUAUAAUUAGGUCUUACCUAUGAAGACUUUAGGUAUGAAGAAUUUAAAAAUAAAAUAAAUAAUAGUUUUGUUUAUUGGGUAUUCAGUUUAGUUUCAUUUCAUAUUUAUCCUACAAUUAUUGUAUAUUUAGGUUAUAUACCCCUAUAUUACACCAUAAAGGAAACCUAAGAGCACAAUAUAUUAUAUGAAAUAGGCCUAAUAAUAUCUAUAAUUGCUGUAAUUAUCUAAUGGAUUGCAGAUUACUAAUUAUAUCCCUAUAGAACAAAACAAAUAAAAGGAGAUUGUGAGAUUGGACUAUGGAAAUAUUGCAGACAUCCUAAUUACUUUGGAGAAUGUCUAUUUUGGUGGGGAAUGUACAUAGCAGUAUUAUCCUAUGGAAUGUAAUAUUGGUAUUGGGGAGUUGGGGCACUUGGAAUCCAGAUCAUGUUUUUAGCCUAUUCAAUUCCAAACAUGGAGUAGCAUUUACUAAAAAAGAGACCUUCUUAUAAGAAAUAUCAAUCUGAAGUUAGUUGUUUUAUUCCUUGGUUUAGAAAGAAUUCUAAAACUAAUUGA